AUGGGCGGCAAGGUCAUUGAAAUCACUACUCCUGAGGAGUGGGACGAGCUUGUCAAGAACUCCACUGACAACAUUGUCGUUGACUUCCACGCUACCUGGUGCGGUCCCUGCAAGGCCAUUGCUCCCGCUAUUGAGAAGGCCAGCGAGGAGGAGGCGAACGAGAACGUCAAGUUCUACAAGGUCGACGUCGACCAGCUCGCCGGGGUCGCUGCCGACAACGGCAUCUCCGCCAUGCCCACCUUCCUCUUCUUCAAGAACGGCGAGAAGGUCGAGACCGUCCGUGGCGCCAACCCCCCAGCCAUCCAGGCUGGCAUUCAGCUGGUUGCUGCCUAG
Molecule: messenger RNA, 333 nt
Organism: Penicillium macrosclerotiorum
Lineage: Eukaryota; Fungi; Ascomycota; Eurotiomycetes; Eurotiales; Aspergillaceae
Product: thioredoxin family protein
Exons: 2
Coding region: 1-333 (110 amino acids)
Molecular function (GO): protein-disulfide reductase activity
Source: RefSeq, a predicted model, not a curated record